AAAUGGCUUAUACGCGUCGAUACGGCCUCAGCCGGCGGUAUGAAAAUAGCUCAUAAAUAAUUUGCGUAGUAACGACAAAGAAGAGAUUACCCUACUCAAAGGUCUAUAACUUUAAUUAUUAUGACUGAGAGAAAGUUUGAACUCGCCAUCGUUCUUGAUGCCUUCAAAAAAACACUUCAAGAAGACGGAAGCCUUGUCAUGGACGAAUACAUACGAGGAUAUGGAGAACUUUGUAUAUUUUUCGAUAUGCUUGGGACUGUGUUUGGAUUCAUUACAUCGGAUGUGAGAGAAAAAAUGGGCAUUCUUCAAGAUUAUCGAAAGUCAAAACACGGAGAGAAGUAUGUGUUCAUUCAAGCAAUGCUUGAUUUUGAAAUCGAAAAUGAUUUGACACGGAAAACAACGCACCCUCUGUCAGGAUCAAGAACUCUUCUAAGAUUGCACCGGGCUCUUGCUUUCACUAUGCUCUUCAUGAGUAAAUUAAGCCAAUCAACAGACGACGAUUCCUCUUAUUACAUGGCUAAAGAUGCUUAUAAUGAAUCUUUGGCUAACUUCCAUCCGUGGAUAAUUCGAAAGGCGGCAUUAUGGGCUAUGUACACAUUGCCGAAAGUCGGAGAUUUCAUCAAGAAAAUUGCACAACCAAACAUGGAUAAGGGCAAAACCAAGCAGUUAUUGAAAGAAGUUACAGAUGCAAUGAAACAAGUUUACGAUUUUACAGAGGAACUUUACACCAAGCAUAAUCUGCAUGACCUUCCUUAAUCGAGAGCAACCAGAUUAAAAUGUUGCUAUAAUGGGAUUUUUGAUAUUACUUGUGGUUAUUCUCCCUAAAAGUAGCAUGUAUCUAGUAAAUAUUUUAUGAAAAAACUAAUUAUCAUUUUUUUGGCUCAGA
This is a messenger RNA of Pocillopora damicornis (cauliflower coral), 886 nucleotides long. RefSeq names its product ceramide-1-phosphate transfer protein. NCBI's taxonomy places the organism in Eukaryota, Metazoa, Cnidaria, Anthozoa, Scleractinia, Pocilloporidae. Gene Ontology annotation, cellular component: cytoplasm; membrane; cytosol. Gene Ontology annotation, biological process: ceramide transport; intermembrane lipid transfer. The record is from RefSeq and is a predicted model, not a curated record. Gene Ontology annotation, molecular function: ceramide 1-phosphate transfer activity; ceramide 1-phosphate binding.